UGAGAUCACAGAAGCAAGGUCCACCAGGAAGUACAAUCAGUAAUGUAGAGCAUAGUUCAAGUUUCUGCUUCAUUUAUCAGUUUAUGUUCAUAUUCAUCAACACUUUAGACUUUUAUUAAUUCGGCUUCAGCUUUUCAACUGUAAAAAUGCACAGAGUACAGAUUUUAUCUGGACAUCUGUCGUCAAAUGGACGUGUGGGUAUGAGACAGUGCAGCGCAUCAGCUGUUGAUCCAAACGAUAUCGUUGUAGUUCAUGGGCUACGAACAGCAAUCGGCCGGGCGAAAAGGGGAUCAUUUAAGGACACAACUCCAGAUGAGCUUCUCAGUACUGUGAUGAGUAAAGUUCUCAAGGAUGUUGGACUGCCACCUGCCUCACUAGGGGAUGUGUGUGUUGGUAAUGUUCUACAACCUGGAGCAGGUGCACUGAUGGCUCGAGUUGCCCAUUUUCUUAGUGGCUUUCCUGAGUCCGUACCAGUCUACACGGUGAACAGGCAGUGUUCUUCUGGACUACAGGCACUUUUUAAUAUUGCGGGUGGAAUCAGGAAUGGGGCGUAUGAUCUGGGUCUUGCCUGUGGUACGGAGAGUAUGUCAUUGCAAUCAGUAGGAAACCCAGGAGAUAUUAGCCCUCGACUAAUGGACAAUGAGAAGGCCAGAGACUGUAUAAUUCCCAUGGGAAUAACCUCAGAGAACGUUGCAGAGAGAUUUGGCAUCAGCAGGGAAAAACAGGACAGAUUUGCUCUCAGGUCCCAACAAAAGGCAGCAAUGGCCCAGAAACAGGGCCUAUUUGAUCAAGAGAUUGCACCAGUCACUACUAAAUUUGCGGAUGAAAAUGGCACUGAGCGCACCAUUACUGUCUCAAAGGAUGAUGGAAUCCGGCCUGGCACAACGCUGGAAGGCCUUGCGAAACUCCGUCCAGCAUUCAAGGAAAACGGCAGCACUACAGCUGGAAAUGCAAGCCAGGUAAGUGAUGGCGCUGCAGCAGUGCUGAUAGGGCGGAGAUCUACAGUAGAGAAACUGGGACUGCCUGUUCUUGGGGUGCUGCGGGCGAGCGCUGUGGUGGGUGUGCCACCAGACAUAAUGGGCAUUGGCCCUGCCUAUGCUAUCCCAGAAGCCCUGAAACAAGCAGGUCUGAAGGUUGAUGAUAUUGAUGUGUUUGAGAUCAAUGAAGCCUUUGCUAGUCAGGCUGUGUAUUGUGUGGAAAAGCUUGGCAUUCCCAUGGAGAAAGUGAAUCCUAAUGGAGGGGCUAUUGCUUUUGGUCAUCCCCUGGGCUGCACUGGGGCUCGACAGGUUGUGACACUUCUGAAUGAGCUUAAACGCAGACGAAAAAGAGGGUAUGGUGUAGUGUCCAUGUGCAUUGGGACUGGAAUGGGAGCUGCUGCUGUUUUUGAAUACCCUGGGCAAUGAUUUAAGCUCUUUCACAAAAUCCCAAGAUGCAAAAAAUGUUAUAAUUAACGUGCUAAACCACUAACUGUAGAACACAAGCAGAUAAAGCAGAGCGGUUCUUAAGUAUACUGUAAAAAGUGACAGUCAAAAGUGAAUCCAACUUUUAAUUUUUACAGUGUAGUGUGGAUCACUGGAUGAUACCUUACUA
Messenger RNA from Misgurnus anguillicaudatus (oriental weatherfish), 1590 nucleotides. Lineage: Eukaryota; Metazoa; Chordata; Actinopteri; Cypriniformes; Cobitidae. The record is from RefSeq and is a predicted model, not a curated record.